AUGGAUCUGCUGCAGAAGAGUAAAUACAGCCACCUCCGGAACGAGUCAGUCUCCUCCCUGGAGGAGGCAGUGGCCGGCGUGGGGUCCCCAGGGUCCCCAGUGGAGUCCCUCGUCGCCAUGCAGUCCCUGCCCGGCUCCCUGUCGUCCUCCUCCCUCAGCCCCAUGCUGCCCAUCGGGGAGCUCUCGUCGGAGUCCGAGGACAGCCCCACCACCCUGUGCUCCUUCUUCCCCAAAAUGGCCAACCUGAAGCUCUCCUACCCCACCAACCUGCUCAGCCUGCGGGGCUUCUCGGCCGUCGGCAUGAAGGAGGCGGGGAGCCUCGGGGAGCUGGGUGCCCCCGGCCCCGAUUCAGCGGGGCCUGUCGCUGUCUGUCCCCAGGAUAUGAACAAGCUGAGCUGCGGGAAGAAGACGCGGGUGGAAGGCGGCCAGCUGGGGGGCGACGAAUGGACCCGCCACGGCAGCUUCGUCAAUAAGCCCACCCGCGGCUGGCUGCACCCCGACGACAAGGUCAUGGGCCCCGGCGUCUCCUACCUCGUCAGGUACAUGGGCUGCGUGGAAGUUCUCCAGUCCAUGCGGGCGCUGGAUUUCAACACCAGGACUCAGGUCACCAGGGAGGCGAUCAGCCUGGUGUGCGAGGCAGUGCCCGGUGCCAAAGGAGCCAUCCGGAGGAGGAAGCCCUGCGGCCGCUCACUGAACUCCAUCCUGGGCAAGAGCAACCUCAAGUUUGCCGGCAUGCCCAUCACCCUCACAAUCUCCACCAGCAGCCUCAACCUCAUGGCAUCCGACUGCAAACAGAUCAUCGCCAACCAUCACAUGCAGUCCAUCUCCUUCGCCUCAGGGGGGGACCCGGACACUGCAGAGUACGUUGCCUACGUUGCCAAAGACCCCGUCAAUCAGAGAGCCUGCCAUAUCCUGGAGUGCCCCGAGGGCCUGGCGCAGGACGUGAUCAGCACCAUUGGGCAGGCCUUCGAGCUGCGCUUCAAGCAGUACUUGAAAAACCCCCCAAAGCUCGUAACUCCCCAUGACAGGAUGGCUGGGUUCGACGGCUCGGCCUGGGACGAGGAGGAGGAAGAGCCAUCGGACCACCAGUACUACAACGACUUCCCCGGCAAAGAGCCGCCCCUCGGGGGCGUGGUGGACAUGCGGCUGCGUGACGGCGCCAGCGUGGCACAGACGCCCAAUCACCUGGGGGCAACGCUGCCUGUGGGCCAGAUGUCCAGCGCAGAGCACGACACCCGGAAGCAGCACCCUCCUGCCCAAGCCCCCCUCCAUGCAGGAAGGGAUAAAUACGCCCCCAGCGCCGGCCCAGCCCUCCGCACCGAUCUGUUUGACGACCCGUCCUACGUCAACGUGCAGAACCUGGACAGGUCGCGCCAGGCCUCUGCCGCCAGCAUCCCGGGCACGGCCAACGGCAGUGCCCAGCGAGACCUCUUCGACAUGAAGCCCUUCGAGGACGCCCUGCGUGUCCCGCCCACGGUGCCGGUGGGGCUGCCGCCGGCCCAGCUCCUGGCCUCCAUGGAGGAGCAGCUGCGGCGGGAGCCCUGGUACCACGGGAAGAUGAGCCGCAAGGAGGCGGAGAAGCUGCUGAAGGUGAACGGGGACUUCCUGGUGCGGGAGAGCACCACCACACCGGGCCAGUACGUGCUGACUGGGCUGCAGGGCGGGCAGCCCAAGCACCUGCUGCUGGUCGACCCCGAGGGAGUGGUGCGGACGAAGGAUCAUCGCUUUGAGAGCGUCAGUCACCUGAUCAGCUACCACAUGGACAAUCACCUGCCCAUCAUCUCGGCGGGCAGCGAGCUGUGCCUACAGCAGCCCGUGGAGAGGAGACUGUGA
Molecule: messenger RNA, 1833 nt
Organism: Emys orbicularis (European pond turtle)
Lineage: Eukaryota; Metazoa; Chordata; Testudines; Emydidae
Gene: SHC1
Product: SHC adaptor protein 1
Exons: 12
Coding region: 1-1833 (610 amino acids)
Biological process (GO): epidermal growth factor receptor signaling pathway; intracellular signal transduction; insulin receptor signaling pathway
Cellular component (GO): plasma membrane
Molecular function (GO): receptor tyrosine kinase binding
Source: RefSeq, a predicted model, not a curated record